AGCCUCGCUGACAAGCGACACGAAAUAUUUAAGAUGCUGAGAUUCAGAUACAGUAUUUCUCCAUCAAGGAAGCCAGUCAGAGUUUCUAUACCUUGUGAAGAAAAGGCUGAGGAUUGCCUUUUUGUUAAAUACAAUCCACCUGUACGGGUUGAAAAGAAAGCUUACUUGGAAAAUGAACCCGAAUCCAAAGACCACGUAUGCCCAGACUCCCAAAGAGUAUCAAUGUCAGAUAUCCCUAUUGACUAUUGUAAAAUGAUGGUCUCCACCGACAAGCCAGCGGAUGAAAAAGUUGUAAAAUUGCUCACACAGGAGUUUCCGAUGCGUGUUAAACGAGUGGGAGACGAUCUGUACGCUUCCACGGUGCGGGAGACUCAGGCCUCUCCCAUGGAAUUGGUGAGUCUUUUAAAUGACCUGCGAAUGACUCUCUGCCAACGAGCAGCCAGAACACGUCCUCCAUGUCAUGUUCGUGAGGAAACUCUCCAUUGUCUUGCAAGAGAACUGCUCAGACAGCUUAUAAUUGAGUGUCCAGAGAGGGGCCUGUUGUUUAAACAAGUUUUGGAGGAGCAUUACAAUAUUAUUGAAUCGUACACAGUUCUGAUGCAACACAAUGAUGCUUUUAUGUGUCGAAAGAAUCUGCAGGCCUUUCACAUCAAAAGCGCUCAGCUUACAAAAAUUCAGUACUUAGAGGAUGAAAUAGACGUUUUAAGACACCAGGCAAAGGCAUUGAAGGAGGCUGCAGAGCGAUUGGAAAAGAAGUAUCAGGAGGAGCGAAUUAUAGUUCAAACUCAAAGACAAAAUGAAUUGCGCUACCUCCGUCAGUUGGGUGAACAACUUAAGGUUAACAUUCGUACAGUUAUUUUUAUGCCUCAUUCCUGUUUUAUCGGCCCUCUUACGACCAUUUUUAACACGUACUAUUGCAAUAUCGCCAAUUGUGUUUCUUCACGACUUACUUAA
Messenger RNA from Hydatigera taeniaeformis, 954 nucleotides. The record is from the annotation of a GenBank genome assembly. Lineage: Eukaryota; Metazoa; Platyhelminthes; Cestoda; Cyclophyllidea; Taeniidae.